Molecule: messenger RNA, 2141 nt
Organism: Gambusia affinis (western mosquitofish)
Lineage: Eukaryota; Metazoa; Chordata; Actinopteri; Cyprinodontiformes; Poeciliidae
Gene: tmem203
Product: transmembrane protein 203
Exons: 2
Coding region: 310-726 (138 amino acids)
Biological process (GO): intracellular calcium ion homeostasis
Cellular component (GO): endoplasmic reticulum
Source: RefSeq, a predicted model, not a curated record
CCCGGUAGGUGGCAGCAGUUCUGUGAUGAACGGCGCCGUUUAGAGCCGAAGAAGCGCUGAAGCAGCAGAAGCUACCAUGAUAGCAGCUUGUUAGCACCGUUGUAUUCUGCCAGUUUCAUCUGUAAUUCCAUGGAGAAGAAGAGCCGCUCUUAGUUUCUGAGGACUCGCUCUCCUUUCCCCUCAGGCUGGGUGAGAAGAUGUAGCCAAUCAGGUGGGAGAUUUCUGCAGCACCAGAAGCCUUCAGUUUUCAUAUCUUCAUCCUGGAGCUCCUGACCCCCUGACCCGGAGUUCUCUGUCCGUCCGUCAGCCAUGUUGUUUUCUCUGAGGGAGCUGGUCCAGUGGCUGGGCUUCGCCACCUUUGAACUCUUCCUCCACCUGCUGGCGCUGCUGCUCUUCAGCAUGCUGGUGGCUCUGCGGGUGGACCUGCUGAACGACCGGCUCAGCUGGUGGCUGGUGUUCGUGCCGCCGUUCGCCGCCGACGGCCUCAGCACCUACUUCACGGCCAUCGUGUCGAUCCGGCUGUACCAGGAGAACGAGAAGCGGCUGGCGGUGCUGCGGCUGCUCUGGGUGCUGACGGUGCUGAGCCUGAAGCUGGUCUGCGAGGUUCUGCUGUGCCAGAAGCUGGCCGAGCAGGACCGGGCCCGAGACCUGUGGUUCGGCCUCAUCGUCUCGCCGCUCUUCAUCCUGCUGCAGCUGCUGAUGAUCCGGGCCUGCCGGGUCAACUGAGGGCAAAGCAGCGCCGCAAGAGAUUAACCGCGCCGACGGAGGGAAGGACGAAAGAGAAGGAGGAUGUUUCAGAGAAAAACAAAAAAUCUGAUAUUCUGAGAUUAAUCUGAGUUUGAAAAGUUGAAAAUUACAGAGAAAAAAAACUCAAAUUCUGAGGUUAAUUUCAGAAUUUUAUUUGAGAAAACUCAAAUUUCUGUUGAAAAUGAAUGAGAAAAAACUUAUUAAUCUAGAAAAAAAAAACAAUUUCUGAAUUUGAAAAGUUUAAAAAAAUAUCAAAAAAUCUACAAUUGUCAAAAGAAUUUCCAGAAAUUUCUGAUUUUGUAAAGUAAAAAUAAUGUAAAUAAAAAUAUAAUAAUUCAGAUUUUCAGAAAGAAACUCAAAAAUCUGAAAAUUUGAGAAAGAACUCAGAAAUAGAGAUUAAUCUGAAAAAAAAAUAAAAUUAUGAGAUUAAUCUGAGAAAUGUUGUACAAAGUGAGUUUUUCUCUGAGCUUCCUGCUCUUUAUCCUUUAUUUUUUUCUGCGUUGGCUCCACUGCGCCGGCAUAGGGAUUUAUGGAUAUAAUUGAUGUAAAAAAUUUUAUUUUUGGACAUUUUGUGAAGGAGUUCUUCAUGUUUGGGGUCAGAGAAGAAGAAAACGAUCAAUCAGGUUGUUGUGUUCGAGAACAGAUUCUCCGACUCAACCGUGCAAAAGUCUUGAGUCAUUCCUCAUUUCUUUACAUUUCUCUUCCAUGCAGCCAAACAUCUGUGUUCAGUUCACUGAUAUUGACUUCUUUUAUCUGCGUUUAUGUCUUAUUGAAAUGUUAAACUAACUGAUUUUUUUAAAUCUGCACAUCAGAACGUCACAGCUUCAAAAAAUAGACAAAAAACUGUCAAAGCUUUAAGCAGAGCACCAACUGUUGAAAUCUGGUUGAUAAAGUUUGAGUUAACAUUUUUAAAAACAAAAUAGAAAUCUAAAAUAUUAAAAACAUACAUAAUGCAGGAAAUAACUCAGAAAUAUGACAAAUUAGAGCAUUUUGAACAGUGUUUGGCUCAUUUUAAAGUUAAAUUUAAAGAAAUGUGAACAAUUCAAGACUCGUGCACGACACUGUCUCUUUAAAUCUGUAAGGAAUAAGAAAAGUUAAUCAACAGGAACUUUAUUUUCUCCACAGGAAGUCGGUUCAUAAAUCACCAAACUCUCCGGUUCCUACACGCCGUGCGCCUCGCCCAGCCCGACGUUUCUCUGUAAAUGUUCUGCAUGUAUUUAUGGGAUCCUUUAAUUUAAAACUUGAUGUAAAAUUCUGUGUAAGAUAAUAUAUAUAUAUGUUGAAUUUUUAAGGAAAAUCCAUGUUUAUAUUUAUGUUCCUCUGGUUUUUUGCUGCAGUACACAUUGGUUAUUUGUAUAAAAUGUGUAAAUAAAACAAACAUUUAAAAAGAAAAA